Molecule: messenger RNA, 702 nt
Organism: Camellia sinensis
Lineage: Eukaryota; Viridiplantae; Streptophyta; Magnoliopsida; Ericales; Theaceae
Source: RefSeq, a predicted model, not a curated record
AUGAAAGAGUUGAAGCUAGCUCUGAAACAGUGGAAUAGUGAAGUAUUUGGCAAUAUAAAUACUAAAUUGAAACAAGCAAAAGAUGAGUUGCAUCAGAUUGAUCUGGUAGCAAAGGUUAGAGAGCUUGUAGAGGCAGAAAAAGCUCGAAGAAGAGAGGUUAGUGAAGAAGCUGGCAGGUUGUAUAGAAUGGUGGAGUGGAUGUGGCUUCAAAAAUCAAGACUAAAUUGGGACUUGAAGGAAGACAAAAAUACAAGAUAUUUUCAUGUGGUAGUCAAAAGUAGGCAGGGGAGAAAUGAGAUUAACUCCUUAUCUAUUGGAGAUGAAGUUUUUGAAGAUCCUAAUAAAGUAAAGCAGGAGGUUCAAGCAUAUUUUCAAAGACAAUAUAAAGAGGAAUGGAGAUCAAGACCUGUGUUGGAAGGAUCUUUCAAGUCAGUUAGGAACAACCCAUUUUUUGAUCUACUGGAAUUAGAAUUUUCUGAUGCAGAGAUUAGGUGUGCUAUUACAGAUUGUGAUGCCAACAAGGCUCUAGGCCCAGAUGGGUUCAACUUGGCAUGUGUCCAGAAGAUGUGGAAGGUAAUGAAGAGUGACGUGAUCAACUUUAUAAGUGAAUUCCAUAAAAACAGUAAGUUAGUUAAAGGGAUCAAUAGUUCUUUUAUCACUUUGGUGCCUAAGAAGGAGAAUCUAGUGAGUUUAGCUAAUUAG